Messenger RNA from Phyllostomus discolor (pale spear-nosed bat), 2512 nucleotides. RefSeq names its product zinc finger and BTB domain containing 49 (gene ZBTB49). The transcript is spliced from 8 exons. NCBI's taxonomy places the organism in Eukaryota, Metazoa, Chordata, Mammalia, Chiroptera, Phyllostomidae. Bases 119 to 2437 code for a protein of 772 amino acids. Gene Ontology annotation, molecular function: RNA polymerase II cis-regulatory region sequence-specific DNA binding; DNA-binding transcription factor activity, RNA polymerase II-specific; protein binding. The record is from RefSeq and is a predicted model, not a curated record. Gene Ontology annotation, cellular component: nucleus. Gene Ontology annotation, biological process: regulation of transcription by RNA polymerase II.
GGGGCGUUGUCCGGCCGGUUCCGCCGCCGGCCGAGCUCCGCGAGCUCCGCUGAGGGCCGCGGGUGACCAGACGGCGGCGGGUCGGAGAGCGGCGUCCGGGGGUGUCCUGCGCGGGAGCAUGGACCCCGUGGCCGCUCACGGCUGCCACCUGCUGCAGCAGCUGCACGAGCAGCGCAUCCAGGGCCUGCUCUGCGACUGCACGCUGGUGGUGAGGGGCGUCUGCUUCAAAGCACACAAGAACGUCCUGGCGGCCUUCAGCCAGUGCUUCAGGAGCCUCUUCCAGAACUCCUCGGGCCAGAAGAACGAUGUCUUCCACCUGGACAUUAAAAAUGUGAGCGGCAUCGGGCAGAUCCUGGACUUCAUGUACACGUCUCACCUGGAUCUCACCCAGGACAACGUGCAGGUGAUGCUGGACAUAGCGCAGUGUCUGCAGGUCCAGAACGUCCUCAAUCUGUGCCACACGUUUUUGAAGUCAGCCGCCGGGGAGCAGCCCCCUGGCACGCCUUGUGACGGUGCGUUCUCCCCGCAGAGCACUCUGGCUGCUGACGCCAGCUGCGUCGUGGGCGAGCACUACUCCCCUCACUCACUGCAGGGGUGCGCGGCAGACGGCCCCCCGCACGGCGAGGCCUUGGACGGGCCGCACUCUCGGGCUCCGCCGCCCGUUCUCCUUCACCGCCCUGCAGGUGCAGCAGCCAAACAAGCCCCCGAAGCUUUAGACGGCAGCUGCACAGAGCUGCCGUUCAAACAGCCGAGUUACUACCACAAACUCAGGAACUUGUACAGCAAGCAGUACUACAGACAAGCCACUUGUCCCAGCCACGAGAGGACAGUCGAGCAGCCUUUCACCGUCAGCCCGUCCCCGGACCCGACAGCCGAGGAAAUCCAGCCUCCUGCAGCGAGCCAUUCCGACUGUGCCCUGCCAUGUGCCAUGCCGUCCUCAGAGCACUUACCCGCCCACUUCCUGGCCCAGCCCCUGAGUGAACCUGCCCCGGGCCCUGCGCCAGAGGACACGUUCCAGCAGCCCACCAAGCAGAUGAGGCUCAAAAAGGCCAUUCACCUUAGGAAGCUCAAUUUCCUGAAGUCACAGAAAUCUGCAGAGCAAACCUCUGCACCCGAGUCGGAUGAGGGUGUAGCAAAGAGGAUGGACCCUGCUAGCGAAAGCACUGGCGAGAAGGCCAGCAGUCGGAGUGCUGAAGACAGAGGCAGCGAAGAACUGGUCAGCUCCGAGAAUUUCAGUUGCAUGAAUGAAACUGAAGAGAGGCCUCGAGAGCUUGUGGCGCUGGAAGACCAGUCCCAGAUGCUGCAGUCCCAGAGACAAUACGCAUGCGACUUGUGUGGGAAACCUUUUAAACACCCGAGCAAUUUGGAGCUUCACAAACGGUCUCAUACAGGUGAGAAACCUUUUGAAUGUAACAUUUGUGGGAAACAUUUCUCUCAGGCAGGUAACCUGCAGACUCACUUGCGUCGGCAUUCUGGGGAGAAGCCGUACAUCUGCGAAGUCUGCGGCAAGAGGUUCGCGGCCUCCGGGGACGUGCAGCGCCACAUCGUCAUUCACUCCGGGGAGAAGCCGCACCUGUGCGACAUCUGCGGCCGAGGGUUCAGCAACUUCAGCAACCUGAAGGAGCACAAGAAGACGCACACGGCCGAGAAGGUGUUCACCUGCGACGAGUGCGGGAAGUCCUUCAACAUGCAGAGGAAGCUGGUGAAGCACCGCGUCCGGCACACCGGGGAGCGGCCCUACAGCUGCGCGGCCUGCGGGAAGUGUUUCGGGGGCUCCGGGGACCUCCGCAGGCACGUCCGCACUCACACCGGGGAGAAGCCGUACACGUGUGAGAUCUGUGACAAGUGCUUCACCCGCUCAGCCGUGCUGCGGCGGCACCGGCGGAUGCACUGCCGGCCCGACGACGACGAGGGCCCGGACGCGCUGCAGGAGCUCGCGCACGCCUUCGAGACCUCCGACCUCGACAGGGCCCCGCUGUCCGACUCGUUUUCCCAAGACGCGUCUGUGCCUGUGGUACCCGCGUCUGCCAAGCUUCCUGGCGCCCCGGUGGAAGACUCGGUGGCGGAGCUAGACGGCCACCCUGCCGGCUCCUGCUGUAAGUUCCGGCCCUCGACCCAGCCUCACGGAGCCAGCGGCCGGGAGAAGCUCGGUCUGGACCCUGGCAAACUCGCUAAGGCGCCGGGACCACCCGUGCAGCACCAGGCCUUUGCUUACGCGGCCACAGACACUUCCGCCAGCGCUGGGCCGCCGCCAGCCGACGGCGUGGCCGCAGUCCGCUCCUCUCUGGCUGUUUUGGACAACCACUGCGGCGACCCCCCGGGCGGCCGGGCAGCGGCCACGGCCUGCAGGAACUCGGAAGGCCAGUUCUUCUCCAGCAUGACGCUGUGGGGGCUGGCGAUGAAGACGCUGCAGAACGAAAACGAGCUGGACCAGUGACGCCGGCCCGGCGCGUCUCAGCGUCAGGGGCUCUUGCUGAGUCCAGCAGCCCGCCUCCAGGAGAGAGCCUUCCCC